Molecule: messenger RNA, 1649 nt
Organism: Annulohypoxylon truncatum
Lineage: Eukaryota; Fungi; Ascomycota; Sordariomycetes; Xylariales; Hypoxylaceae
Product: S-adenosyl-L-methionine-dependent methyltransferase
Exons: 3
Coding region: 208-1356 (382 amino acids)
Biological process (GO): ergosterol biosynthetic process
Cellular component (GO): endoplasmic reticulum
Molecular function (GO): sterol 24-C-methyltransferase activity
Source: RefSeq, a predicted model, not a curated record
UGACAAUCAAUUGUCGAUAAGGGACCAGAAAAUAAUAACAUAAAAUGUCGGCGAAGACCCCUUUUGCAUGUCACCUUCUUUUCGACUACUCCAACGCCUGUCUUAUUGCUUCGUCAACGAUCUCAGUCGUCAAUCCCUAAUAUAUUCUGAAUUAGUUCUUGUAAUCAGUCGCAUUCAUUAUAAUUGUUUUUCAGUCAAUCCUUCAAAAUGCCGUCCAAGAUCGAACUUGAGAAGCAGGAUAGGGCCCGCGAUGCCGCCUUCAACAAGGCCAUGCAUGGAAACACCGCCCUUAGCGCUGGAGGUUUCCGGGCCAUGAUUGGAAAGGGUGGCAAGGGCACUGAUGCGCAACGGGCUGCUACUGAAGAAUACUUCAAGCACUGGGAUAACAAGGACGCGAAGGACGAGACAGAGGAGGACCGCGCAAAGCGCACAGCGGAAUACGCUACCCUGACUAGACAUUACUACAACCUUGCUACAGACUUGUACGAGUACGGUUGGGGCCAGUCCUUCCACUUCUGCCGCUACUCCAUUGGUGAGACUUUCUACCAGGCAAUAUCCCGACAUGAACACUAUCUCGCACAUCAAAUUGGUAUCAAGGAGGGGAUGAAGGUGUUGGAUGUUGGUUGCGGUGUUGGUGGCCCUGCUCGAGAGAUCGCCAAGUUCACCGGUUGCCAUGUUACCGGCUUGAACAACAACGAUUACCAGAUUCAGCGUGCCACGCACUAUGCUGCUAAGGAGGGUCUGUCCAACCAAUUGACAUUCGUCAAAGGUGAUUUCAUGCAAAUGGAUUUCCCUGAUAACACGUUUGAUGCCGUGUAUGCGAUUGAGGCCACGGUGCACGCGCCCAAGCUCUCUGGUGUUUACAGCGAAAUCUUGCGCGUGCUGAAGCCCGGUGGUGUUUUCGGCGUGUACGAGUGGCUCAUGACCGACGAGUACGACAAUGACAACCUCGAGCACCGUGAGAUCCGCCUCGGAAUCGAGCAGGGCGAUGGUAUUUCCAACAUGGUGAAGAUCGAGGAGGGCCUAGAGGCCAUGAAGAUUGCCGGUUUUGAGCUGCUGCACCACGAAGAUCUCGCUGAUCGCCCUGACCCUAUCCCCUGGUACUGGCCUCUUGCUGGCAAAUGGAAGUACAUGCAAUCAGUAUUCGACACCUUUACUAUUGCGCGAAUGACGUGGUGGGGUCGUCUACUAGCUCACAACUUCGCCGGUGCUUUAGAAGCAACUGGUUUAGCUCCGGCUGGUACCAAGAAGACGGCCGACAGUCUGGCUCGUGCCGGCGACUGCUUAGUCGCAGGCGGAGAGAAGCAUCUCUUCACACCGAUGUACCUGAUGGUUGGCAAGAAGCCUGAACAAUGAUCGAUAUCGAAAUUGAUACGAUAUAGUGCAUCAAGGGGAGAUAAGCAAUGUGCUUAUAAGCACAGUAAUGAGUCAAGACGCAACGUCAAUGUCUUCUAAUACUAAUAAUACCAAACCACCGAAGAGCCUUCCAAGGCCGAAUCUAGGAUAAUAGACUAGCCCUGGCUCCGACUUCUCUGUAUAUACCUAAGACAUAGAAGCAUACCUGCUGGCCGCACUCGAUAGCCUUUACUAUAUAUACUUGCUAGAAUUAUCGAAAUAGAAUAAUUUGGAAAUACUGUUCGUUUUCUGAU